Ogataea haglerorum is the source of this 2010-nucleotide messenger RNA. RefSeq lists its product as uncharacterized. Gene Ontology annotation, biological process: protein phosphorylation. The transcript has a single exon. NCBI's taxonomy places the organism in Eukaryota, Fungi, Ascomycota, Pichiomycetes, Pichiales, Pichiaceae. Bases 1 to 2010 code for a protein of 669 amino acids. The record is from RefSeq and is a predicted model, not a curated record. Gene Ontology annotation, molecular function: protein kinase activity; ATP binding.
AUGCUUGGGCUGUUCAAGAAUAUAGUCAAGAAGAGCCGGCCGACAGGCCCCGAAGCCGGGCCCGCAGACCCAAACAACACGGACUCGGGCCCUCCUCCCGCGAUCCCUACCGAAUUUGCCCAAUUCUACUCAGAACUGUCGCCCAGAUACACAUUGCUGGAGAAAAUCGGCGAGGGAGCGUUUUCUGUGGUGGUGAAGGCGGUCGACACCGAGACACAGGACUUUGUAGCCAUCAAGAUCAUCGACAAAACAAACAUGAAACCCGAACAGAUCAACUCUGUGCUUAAAGAAAUCAGCAUCAUGUCUAAGCUGGACCACAAGAACAUCACCAAGCUGUACAGCUACCAAAACUCCUACAGCUCCAGAUACUGCUUUCUAUUCCUUGAAUAUGUGAGCGGCGGCGAGAUUUUCAACCAGAUUAUCAAGUACACGUAUUUCAGCGAGGACUUGUCGCGCCACGUGAUCAGACAGGUCGCCAGCGCUGUCAAGUACCUGCACUCGCAGGGCAUUGUGCAUCGCGACAUCAAGCCCGAAAACUUGCUGUUUGUUCCGACAGAGGUGUUUCCUCGCUCCAAACAGGAGCAGAACAAGGCCAGACGGCGUUCGGACGAUAACAACAAGCUGGACGAGGGCAAAUUCAUCCCGGAGUACGGCUCUGCGGGCAUCGGAGUCGUCAAACUCGCGGACUUUGGGCUUUCCACCGUCCUGUACAACGAAAGCAUGCAGGCUAAGACGCCCUGCGGAACCGUUGGAUACACCUCUCCCGAACAGCACAUGAACCUCGGGUACACGAAAAAGGUGGAUAUGUGGGCCAUUGGCUGUGUUUUGUACACUCUGGUGGUCGGGUUCCCCCCUUUCUACUCUGCUACGCAGGAUUCGAAGGAUAUCAGCACCAAGGUGUCCAGAGGCGACUACAAGUUUUUGAGUCCGUGGUUCGACGAGGUUUCGGACGACUGCAAACGGUUGAUUGCCAAUCUUCUGAUAGUGGAUCCUGAUGCGCGGUACUCGAUUGACCAGUUGCUCAGAGAUCCGUGGAUGGUGAGCGGAUACGAGGACCAAGCUGCAACCAUCCACAGCAACGACACCGUUCCCCAGACAACGUUCGACGAGGCGCUGUACAAGAAGCUGAACCGCACGGCCGACAACCUGGCCGACGGUCUUUUGGCUCCGCGCGCGGAAGCCAUCCGACUCGUCUUCGACACGGCCAGCGGUGUGCAAAGAGACGCUACGCCGCAGCAGGCCGCGCCAAAAGCAGCGAAUCUCAGUGUUCUUGAGGAGAACGAGCCCAUAGAGAUCCUUGCGUUCCGCAGACGGCCUGACUCGGACUCCUCGCUUUCGCCUGAAAACUCUGCCUCGCAACUUAGCGACGAGUUCGACGAGGAUUCGGACUUCGAAGAAACAGAGCUGACGCCGAAGCCGUACGCCAAGUACUCGAGGUCUCCGUCGUACAGAGAACGCAGGACAUCGCCGCCUAAGGACGACCCUCUGUCGGGACUCGACGCUGAGCGUUCUGGAGGAACCUCGACAGAAACAACCAGCAUGACCGCGAACGAAGAGUCGUCGAUUUUUACGUCUGAAAUAGAAGACUUCUCCACGGGAGCCAAGCGCAAGUCGUCCGUCUGCUUCCAGAUCAAGUCGUGCAAAACAGGCAGCGGCGGGUCGACGAGUUCCUCGCUCGCGAACGCAGCAAGCUCGCGGUCCUCGUCACUGACGAAAAGUGUUUCCGAGUCGCACAAAAUAUAUCCACGCACCCCUCAGACGACGCAGUUUGUCGAGCUCGAUGACCAAGACGAUGAACUCCGGGAGGGGCUGGAAAACAUCACAGUGGACGACACCACGCCCGUGGAAAACAAACGGCCUGCGCCGGCAAAGAAAUACACCGUCCAGAGCGAGCCGUCGCCGGUGUUCGACGCGACGCUAAGCAACACGUUCGACCUCAAACUAACACACUCCAAAAUCCUCGAGCGCCGCAAAAUCAACGGGUCCCUAAAAACAGGACCAGAGCUAUAG